AUGACGUAAACAAACUCACCCAAGUGCGCUGUUCAAACGUGGGCUCGUAACUUACCAAAGUUAUAUCCACGUAAAUUAAUGUCAAUUCAUAAUUCUAUUACUUGUAACAUGGUAAGUUUGCAACACUGCUUGUAUGUCUUUGAUAAGAAAGAAAGCGCACGUACACAGUUUACUUAGGUGCUCCUCUGCAACUGCAGAACAUUUUGCAUGCCUGGUGAGGUUACACUAUCUUUUAUUUGCUAAUAAUUUUAACGUUUGUCUAGUUGCACUCGUUGAAAUAUCCAAUCAAGAUUUUAGUUCAGUUUCUGCGGUCAUCUUUAAAAUACACACGGUUAUGUUUUUGCUCAUUCACGAUGAUAGUGUGAACUUGUUUACCUCAGUGCCGCUGUGUCACACCAUGGAAACAUCUGAGUAUCAUAUCUAUUAUAAGAGCUCAGUUAUAUAUUUAGGGUUGUCGUGGCGCUGUUUACCUUAGUUUGAUGUAAAAUCCGCAUGUGCUUCCUGCCAGCCCACUGACACUUUACAAACAUUUAUACAGCGCUUGAAAAAGAAACAAUAUGGGGAAAUGACGUUAGUUUACUGAAAUAUUGUAAAAUAAAUCGCAUUUCAUAGAUAAGUGUGUCAUGACACGCGCGACGGCAGCGGAAUAUUUAUUACCUACUCUUGAGGAAGUUUGUGAAACGUCACAACAGCCUUAUUAAUAUUCAUGACUGACCGCGUGCAUUGGGCGUCGCUCUAAAGACAGGCGGGGCGUCGCCCUCAUGCAUUAUUCACGAGCUUCUAGAGUGACAGACAGAGCCCCGGCUUGUUACUACACACAGUGUGAGUGACAGCGUGAGUGGAGUAUCAACUGCACGCACAAAGACAGGCUCUUAAAAACCAAGUCACAGGAAACAGUGGCACGAGUGGAGCUCCUAACACAGCCAUGGAUGUGACCACCUCCCUGAAGAUGAGCUCCAUGACCACCCAGAGUCUCUUCAGCUAUGUGGAGGAGGAGAAUCUGUCGGCCCUUAAAGCUCAUCUGGACAAAUACAGAGAUGUGGACACCAGAAGUGACAGUGGCCAGACGCCUCUGAUGUUGGCGUCAGAACAAGGCAGUCUAGAGAUCGUGCAGGAGCUCAUCAGGAGGGGCGCAAAUGUCAACUUGGAUGAUGUUGAUUGCUGGACAGCGUUGAUUUCCGCUGCUAAGGAAGGACAUACUGAGGUGGUGAAGGAGUUGUUGGAGAACAAUGCCAAUGUGGAGCACAGAGAUAUGGGGGGAUGGAGCGCGCUCACGUGGGCUGCUUAUAAGGGUCGUGUGGAGGUGGCACGUCUACUGCUGGAGAAAGGAGCCAACCCAAACAUCACCGGACAGUACAGCGUCUACCCCAUCAUCUGGGCAGCUGGAAGAGGUCAUGCAGAGAUAGUUCAGCAGCUGCUUCUGCACGGAGCCAAAGUCAACUGUUCCGACAAGUACGGCACCACACCUCUGAUCUGGGCAGCCAGGAAAGGCCAUUAUGACUGUGUGAUGCAUCUGCUGGAGAACGGGGCCAAUGUGGAUCAGGAGGGAGCGAACUCAAUGACGGUGCUAAUAGUGGCUGUUCGUGGUGGCUUCACCGAGGUGGUGAAGGAGAUUCUGAAGAGGAAUCCUAACAUGAAUAUGACUGAUAAAGACGGCAACACAGCGCUCAUGAAUGCUGCCAUUGAGGGCUACACUGAGAUUGUGCAAGACCUACUGGACGCAGGCACAUAUGUUAACAUCCCUGAUCGGAGCGGUGAUACCGUGCUGAUAGGAGCUGUCAGAGGAGGCCACGUGGAGAUCGUCCGAGCUUUGCUUAAUAAAUACGCUGAUAUUGAUGUCAAAGGCCAGGACGGUAAAACCGCCCUGUACUGGGCAGUGGAGAAAGGCAACGCAACGAUGGUACGAGACAUUCUGCAGUGCAACCCGGACACAGAGGCCUACACUAAGGAUGCAGAGACUCCUCUCAUCAAAGCCACCAAGAUGAGAAAUAUUGAAAUUGUGGAGGUUCUUUUAGACAAAGGUGCCAAGGUGUCGGCAGUGGACAAGAAAGGAGACACAGCUUUGCAUAUUGCCAUUCGUGGGAGAAGCCGUAAGCUUGCCGAGCUCCUUCUGAGGAACCCUAAAGAUGGCCGCCUACUCUACCGGCCCAACAAAGAGGGCGAGACCCCCUACAACAUUGACUGCACCCAUCAGAAGAGCAUCCUCACUCAAAUAUUCGGAGCCAAGCACCUGUCUCCCUCUGAGUGUGAUGGGGACAUGUUGGGCUACGACCUGUACAGCAGCGCUCUGGCGGACAUCUUGAGCGAGCCCACCAUGCAGCCCCCCAUCUGCGUGGGACUCUACGCCCAGUGGGGCAGCGGAAAGUCCUUCCUGCUAAAGAAACUGGAGGAUGAGAUGAAAACAUUUGCAGGGCAGCAGGUGGAGCCAUUGUUCCAGUUUUCGUGGUUGGUGGUGGUGUUGACUCUGCUGAUGUGUGGAUCUGUGGCUCUGGUUCUGGGUUUCACUGUUGAUCUGAAGCUGGCCAUCGCUGUUGCAUUUAGCCUGCUCACUCUACUGUACAUCUUCUUCGUGUUGGUGUACUUUGGUGGGAGAAAAGCAGGGGAGAGUUGGAGCUGGGCCUGGGGGCUUAGCACCAGGUUGGCCCGUCACAUCGGUUACCUAGAGCUGCUGUUGAAACUCAUGUUCGUCAAUCCCCCCGAGCUUCCGGAACAGACCACCAAGGCUCUGCCCGUCAGGUUUCUGUUCACGGACUAUAACCGUCUGUCGAGUGUGGGAGGGGAGACGUCUAUGGCUGAGAUGAUAGCCACGCUGUCCGACGCAUGCGAGAGAGAGUUUGGCUUCCUGGCCACCAGACUUUUCAGGGUCUUUAAGAACGAUGAAACUCAAGGAAAGAAGUGGAAGAAAACAUGCUGCGUGCCUUCCUUCGUGCUGUUUGUGUUGACGUUGGGCUGUUUGAUCACUGGCAUGACCCUGCUGGCCAUCUUUAAGGUGGAUGCGGAGAACCUCACGGUAAACGCGGCUCUGAUCGCCAUGGCCAGUGUGGUGGGUCUGGCUGUGCUUCUGAACUGUCGGACCUGGUGGCAGGUGACUGACUCUGUGCUUCACUCCCAAAGGAGAAGACUGCACAAUGCUGCCAAUAGCAUGCACAAACUGAAGAGCGAGGGAUUUAUGAAGGUUCUGAAGUGUGAAGUGGAGCUCAUGGCUAAAAUGGCCAAAACUAUUGACGGCUUCACUCAGAAUCAGACUCGACUUGUUGUCAUAAUCGACGGACUGGAUUCCUGCGAGCAAGACAAAGUGCUACAGAUGCUUGACACGGUUCGAGUGCUCUUUUCCAAAGGCCCCUUUAUCUCCGUCUUCGCCAGUGACCCUCAUAUCAUCAUCAAAGCUAUAAAUCAGAACCUCAACAGUGUGCUGCGCGACUCCAAUAUCAAUGGUCACGACUACAUGCGAAACAUCAUCCACCUGCCCGUCUUCCUCAACAGCCGUGGCCUCAGCACCGCUAAGAAUCUCUGCGUUGCCACACCAGCCAAUGUGGAUCAACUCAAUGCUGAAGCGUGGCAAGAGGACAUGGACAGGAAGUUAUCUCAGAACAGUCUGGGGGAGCAGGGAAGACAGGGCAGUAAAACAGCGUUGAACCGCAGGGACACCUACCGCAGAAGACAGAUGCAGCGCACGGUUACAGGGCAGAUGUCCUUUGACCUGACCAAGCUGCUGGUCACUGAGGACUGGUUUAGUGACAUCAGCCCUCAGACCAUGCGGAGACUGCUCAACAUCGUCUCGGUCACAGGACGUCUUCUCAGAGCCAAUCAGAUCAUCUUUAACUGGGACCGGCUGGCGUCCUGGAUCAACCUGACGGAGGAGUGGCCGUACCGUACCUCAUGGAUCAUUCUCUUCUUGGAGGAGGCGGAUGGAGUCUCAGAUCAGGUCACUCUGAAGACCAUCUAUGAGAGAAUCUCUAAAAACGUCCCCACCACUAAAGACGUGGAGCCCCUGCUGGAGAUUGAUGGUGAUAUUCGCAGUUUUGAGGUGUUUCUCUCCUCACACACACCUGUUCUCACUGCUCGGGAUGUGGAGAUGUUCCUGCCGUGCACCGUCAACCUGGAUCCCAAACUAAGGGAGAUCAUUGCAGAUGUACGAGAUGCGAGAGAGCAGAUGCACCUUGGAGGAGUCAGCUAUCCCACAAUGCCCCUGCAAGAUGUUUCGGCUCGGCCUCAGUCUGUGUUUGGGCAGCAGUCUUUGGCGUGUUCUCCUACAGGCUCCUUUCCUGGGUCUUUCCCCACUGGUGGUGUGUUGUCGCCCAGCCAGCCCCACAGCAGCUACUUCAGUGGGCUUACAGGUCCUCAACACCCCUUCUACAACCGGCCCUAUUUCCCUCAUCAUGUGUAUCACCUGCCCCGACAUUACCCUGGCAACCCCCAUCACGCCCCCUCACGUCCACCUACUAAACUUCAUAAGGACCCCAACAUGGGACUAGAUGUAAUCAGAGAAGAGGGUCUUCCCUCUCCUACAUCCCCCUCUAUGAUAAAAUCCCAACCCUACAGAAUGAAACAGGGCUCUGUUGCUGGGGUUUCUGGUGGGCCGGUGGUCCUCCUCGGUUCUCUGAGCAUCAACGCAGUAUGUGAGAAGCUCAGAAAGAUCCAGGGUUUAGACCCAUGUAUGCUAGAAGAGUACAUCAACACGGUCAAACAGGCCAACGUGAACGGUCGGGUUCUGGCUCAGUGCAACCUCGAUGAGCUGAAGAAGGAGAUGAACAUGAACUUUGGAGACUGGCAUCUUUUUAGGACCAUGGUUCUAGAGCAGCGUCAAAUUGAGAGCCAGCUGUUACGUGAUGAAUUGGUGGCGUGCAGCGAGCAGAGCGGCAGCGUGUUGACUCAACCCGAACCUCGGAGACCCACCGAAGCACCACGAGAUGUUACCAUAAACCCUGAAAACUUCUCGUACAGCCUCAACCUGAGCUUUGAAGAGCUCAGCAGCGUUGGACUCGAGGAGCCUCCCAGGCAACACGGCGCCCACUGGCUGGCCAACAGUCACAGGACGUCCAGUAUAUCCAGUUUGAACUCUCAGGAAUCUUCCAAUGACAUCUGUAGGCUCACCGACAAGCAGCAGGCAGAGUAUCACAAUGCCUACCAGGAGUACAUCUCCCAAAUGGCCCAUCUGGAAAUCUCCGCUGCUGGCCGAGAGAGUCCCGCUCAUGCUCCGUCCAGCUCUGAUGAGAACACAAAGGAAAGAGAGCAGGACGGGCGCAGACCCUUUAUAAACAAGGUCUCCAAACCUGGAGAAAGUGUCAUGGACUUUUCCUCUGGCCCUGAUAACUUGCUAGAUCCCAUAACAGAGGAAGAUGAGAAGUCAGACCAUGGAUCUGUCUCUAAAGUCCAAAGACGCAAAACCAAAGGUCGUGGACCGAGCUACCACAGUGUGCCCAGCGAUGAAGAGGAGGAAUCAGGGGAUGAGGAAACCGACGCCACUCCGCUCCUAAAAGACGAAGCCUGGGCUGCAGAACAAGAUUUAGGUAUCGCUUCUAAAAGAAAAAGCUUUGACAUCAUGUUGGACAAGAAGUCAUGUGAUUCUGGAGUGAGGUCUAGCAGGAGCUCAUCGGAUCGCUCGCUACAAGAUGAAGACAACGAAACGGCCCAGGAGAAGAACGAGGAGGACGCACAUCUGAUCGAGCUGGUUCUGGAGAGUCCGGUAAAGAAGCGACUCCUACCGCACAGGCUGAGUAACCUGCAAGAUGAGGCCCGGAUGUCUAUCUGCUCCGACGCUCCAUCUGAAAGCAGCCUUCUAGCCAGCAGCCCUGAGGAGAGCUGGCCUGCUUCAGCUGUGAGCAACUUUAACUGCUCACCUGAUAAUACUGCACACAACAAUAACAUCAAUAACAGCAGCCAGCAGUCCAUGCUGCCGCCGGAGACGCACAGCGCCACCGACUCCCCUUCUAUCAUCAUAUCUCCGGGUUCCAGCACCGAGACCACCCCGCUGACCAACCAGAACCUGCGUGGAAUCCACCUGAAGAGAGCCACAUCCGCCGGCCCUGCUACUGAUGCCGCUGAAGAACGAGAAAGUGUCCUUUAAGAGUCUACUGGUGUAAGAAUACAGUAUGUGAUCAUCGUGGAAGCUGAAAGCACUAAACAAAACUGUGUAUUUCUCAUAACUUGAUUUUCAUUCUUUUCACAAUUACCACGUAGAUUCCAAAUCAUCUUAAAAGUGUUCCUAAAUGUACUGGAUUGGGAGUGAUAAACACAACGUAGCGGUAUUAAAAACGCAAUAAACAGGAAGGUUGUGAAGCCGUUUAGUGGAAAAGCUGUUAUUUCAUGCUCUGUUGCUAACAUUAAACAUGUAGUCUGGAUUGAUCCGUUAUAUUAAAAUCAUCAAGUAGAGUGGGGAUUUAACCACACGUAGAUAAUGUUUUUUGCUGUGAUUGGUAUUGUGAACGCUGUUAUUUAUUUGGGAUUAAACACUCGUGGUUUAUUCAGGUAUUCUUGUUGUUUUAUGAUCAUUUACUUGAUUUGUAAACAUUAGUGUCACAUUGAAAGAAAAAAAAAUGUAAUAGCCUUUUGUGAGACAUGAUAUGUGUGUGUGCUUAGUGUUGCCACGUUUUCUCACAUUAAACAUUUUCAACCAAUUAAAA
Messenger RNA from Triplophysa rosa, 6623 nucleotides. It is a transcript of the gene kidins220a, whose product is annotated as kinase D-interacting substrate 220a. Bases 926 to 6067 code for a protein of 1713 amino acids. NCBI's taxonomy places the organism in Eukaryota, Metazoa, Chordata, Actinopteri, Cypriniformes, Nemacheilidae. The record is from RefSeq and is a predicted model, not a curated record. Gene Ontology annotation, molecular function: protein binding. The transcript has 31 exons.